CCGGUCUGACUGGCCCCACACCGGCCGCGCGGGUCCGCUGGCCUCUGGACCGCGUCUGAUUGGACCCCCCCCCCCUUCCCGGAGGCGCCCCCUGCCCCCGAGCGCGAAGGACGAGGGGUGCGGGCCCGGCCGCCCCAGGCGGAGCUCGCCAGCGCCAGGCCCUGCGCCGAGAGCGCACGUCCGCUGUGACCCCGCACACAGCGACCCCAGGGCGUGGCAGGCGCCAGGCGCCACCUAGGACAGGAAGCUGGGGGAGGUGGGAGGGCCGAGGAUGCGGCCCCUGAGAGACGGGGGGUUGUCCACAGGCCCCCCCCCCGCGACCAGAGCAAAACUAGUUUCAGAAAUGAGCAGGAAACGCCACUUGUGUAUGAAACUCAUGUUGCCAGUAGUGAGAUAAGUAAGUUUUAUCGGCAAAGGUAUGCAAACCAAACAUCUUUCAUCAGUUAGAAACACAGUAAGCCUCCGAGCAGAGCAGCGUGCUCAGUAAUGCCCUGGUCUCUGCCUGCGGGCAAGAGGCUCAGGUCACCGUGCAGCCCUCUCCCUCUGCUUCAAAGCGGUGGUUUUGAGACUGUGGGUGACGCCCAGGCCCCAGAUCAUCUGCGGGCCUGACCCAGGCUCCUGUCCUGCAUUCCGUUGACCUGCCGGCUCCCGGAGGGCCUGGACAUGCCCCAGAUGGGUCAAGGCUGAAUCAGCCAGGCUGGCAGGGUCCCCGGGAGCCCAGGCCUGGCCACCGCCCAUCCAGGAAAGGAAAGGUGGGUGGCCGCUGUGCUGCAGGAUUGGGGCCUCCUGGCAUCUUGGGCACCCUGUCUUUGAGCCCCGCCCGAGGCCCCGCCCCUCCCCAGGAGGAAAAAGUCAGCUACUGGAGGCUCAGCUCACAGGCGCAAGGACCUGGGCAAGAGGACAGCUCGCCGCCACCGCAGCUCCAGCAGGGCCAUGGACCCCCAUGAGACACUCGUCAAGAACCCGUAUGCCCACAUAAGCAUCCCGAGGGCUCACCUGCGGCCUGAGCUGGGGCAGCAGCUGAAGGCGGGCUCAUCCUCCGCAGAGUCACAGCCUCUGCCGAUGAGCUCCUGCACCCUGGAGCCUCUGGAGGAGGCCCCAGGGCCCAAGGGCGCCAAGGAGGCUGCCUCCGUCCGGGGCCAGCCAGCCUGUCAGCAGCCCUGCAAGCCCUGUGGCAGCGGGCAGCGCCCGGCAGGACUGGCCUACGCCGGCCCGCCGCCCGUGGGGCGCGGCGACGACAUUGCCCAUCACUGCUGGUGCUGCCCCUGCUGCUCCUGCUGCCACUGCCCCCGCUUCUGCCGCUGCCACAGCUGCUGCUGCGUCGUCUCCUAGCCCGGCCCCCGCUGGCCCCGAGGCCUGGCGCCGCCAGCCGGCCUCCGCUCAGGUGGCCAUGGCCAGGGCCUGGACAGUUGGGACCGCCACUGUGGCGUCGUCACGGGCACUGGCUGCUCCCCUCCCUGGACAGCUGCACCCAACCCACCGGGAAGGCUGACGUCGGCCCAGGCCCCUGGAAUGGAGCCCUGGGCACUGCCCGUGCUGGGGGCACCCUUGACCGCCUCUUCGAGGCCCAGGCCCAAGCAAUAAAGCUGUGCG
Messenger RNA from Budorcas taxicolor (takin), 1593 nucleotides. It is a transcript of the gene CYSRT1, whose product is annotated as cysteine rich tail 1. Bases 934 to 1332 code for a protein of 132 amino acids. Lineage: Eukaryota; Metazoa; Chordata; Mammalia; Artiodactyla; Bovidae. The transcript is spliced from 2 exons. The record is from RefSeq and is a predicted model, not a curated record.